AUGCCGGACCAAGUUACGUGCAAAGCUUUCCCGCAAACACUGACUAAUGCUGCUAGGGAUUGGUUUUCAACAUUGAAGCCCAACUCUAUAGCCUCAUUCUCAGAUUUGGCCGAUAAGUUCUCAACCUUCUUUGCAAGUAGCAAGCGUAUCAGAAAGAUUGCGAGCCCUCUCAUGCAACCUCUCCAGGGACCAAAUGAAACCGUACUAGGUUUUAUGACGAGGUUUAACAAGGAAAGACUCCAAAUACCAGACCUUCACAUUACAGCGGCAAUUUUCGCCUUCACCUGUGCCAUAAAGUGUGAAGCCUUCAAAAUGACCCUGUCAAAGACCCCGCCACAGACAGUGACUGAGCUCCUUACCCGAGCUGAAAAAUACAUUAAUAUGAAGGAAAUGCUGAAUCCAAGGAGAGCUAGUCCUUCUCAUGAAAAGGCUGAGAACAGGAGGGAACAUGAUCUCAUCUUCCGGCUAGAACAUCCUUGGGAUAAGCGUAAGAAUGAAGGGCCGCCAAGGCCCCUUACCUGGUUGAACACCUCGAAGGAAAACAUCUUAAUGGAGAUCAAGGAUAUGAAAAGUUGA
Molecule: messenger RNA, 576 nt
Organism: Olea europaea var. sylvestris
Lineage: Eukaryota; Viridiplantae; Streptophyta; Magnoliopsida; Lamiales; Oleaceae
Exons: 1
Coding region: 1-576 (191 amino acids)
Source: RefSeq, a predicted model, not a curated record